Ruditapes philippinarum (Manila clam) is the source of this 1247-nucleotide messenger RNA. RefSeq names its product cysteine and tyrosine-rich protein 1-like. The transcript is spliced from 5 exons. The record is from RefSeq and is a predicted model, not a curated record. The coding region runs from base 295 to 921 and encodes 208 amino acids. NCBI's taxonomy places the organism in Eukaryota, Metazoa, Mollusca, Bivalvia, Venerida, Veneridae.
ACUAUACUUUUACAGCUAUCGGAUUUUUCCCGACGUAAUAUCGAUUAUAAAACCAGUAUGAGACCUGUAGAUUAACCCGGUCCAUUUACGUACUGAAUGUAUCGAUUAGUGCCGGUAUUUACACUGUUGCUGCGCGAUUUUAAUUAAGAAAUGAUAUAGGACGAUUGUUUAACUACUAAAGGGACAGCAAAACGUCAUCCGUUGAGAAUAAGUUUAAACAUAGAUAUUGAUUUAGAGUGAUGAUAAUUUUUUAUGAAUGUAUGUAAUGGUGGACAAUUUUGACUAGACGACACAAUGUAUGUUGACAUCACACAAUUCGCAACAACGAUUGUCUUCCUUGUGGCAGCUUUGUUUACAGAUGUAUGUAAUGGCGGUAGUUACUGUAUGUAUCUACAUGAAGACUAUUAUACCUUCAAUCAGAAAUACUGUGAGGCCGGAUGCUGUAAUGAUUACGGGGAUGAGGAUGAGAUAUGCUGUUUCUCGUGGACUGUUGGAAUAAUUCUUGGAGUAUGUUUUGCGUGCAUUGGUUUUAUAGCGAUCGUGGUAUUUGUCAUCAUAUGCUGUUAUACAAUGAAGAAAAGAAGUCGGGCUGGACAAAUAAUAAAUCCUGCACCACAAACCACACAAAAUAACAUGGUCGUUUAUACUGCUUCAGCGGGAUAUUCAUAUCCUCAUCCACCGUCAGCAUUUUACCCUGGAUCCCGGUUUCCAGGGCAACCAAUGGCUCCACCUCCUUAUACAGCCGGUACUCAACCAGCGUACCCGCCCACUUAUUCUGACCAAUCACAAGUCCCACCUCCUUCUUUCGCUGGAUUAUACGGUCAACAGCAUACAGGUCAAGCACCUACAAUGAAUGGACAAAGUGGACAAUCUCAAAAUAAUGACCAACAAUAUGGCGGAUACGGGACGGGACAGUCUUAGCAAAAAUAUUUAUAACACACCCAGUAUGCAAUAUGCGAAGAACGCCGUCCAUUUUUACACAUUUAUGCAACUUACUCAUGUCAUUUACUGUUGAUAAAUACAUGUAUUGUGUAAGUCAUUGCUUAAAAUGCAAAGUUAGCAAUCCCUGAAUGUUCGCAGUUUUUAUGUUAAUUGAGAAUGUCUGUUUAAACAAACAUUAUAAAAGUAUAUAUUGUAACGCUCGUUCCUGGUCAGACACCAUGUUAUACAUGAUUUAACACUAAGUCUUGUUAUAUCCCAUCAAAACACCGUGACCUUUUAGUCAGCUUUUCCAAAUUCAUCAUGAU